Messenger RNA from Ziziphus jujuba (common jujube), 2206 nucleotides. RefSeq names its product wall-associated receptor kinase 2-like. Gene Ontology annotation, cellular component: plasma membrane. NCBI's taxonomy places the organism in Eukaryota, Viridiplantae, Streptophyta, Magnoliopsida, Rosales, Rhamnaceae. The coding region runs from base 37 to 2076 and encodes 679 amino acids. Gene Ontology annotation, molecular function: ATP binding; polysaccharide binding; protein serine/threonine kinase activity. Gene Ontology annotation, biological process: protein phosphorylation; cell surface receptor signaling pathway. The record is from RefSeq and is a predicted model, not a curated record. The transcript is spliced from 3 exons.
CAUAAAGGUUACAUAAUUAAGCAUCUUUGUAUCUCGAUGACAAUUGGAGCAGUACUAGUCGUUUUAGCCACUAUAACAACACUAGUAUGGGCUCAAUCCCUUCCUCAUUGCCGUGAAAAAUGUGGUGAUCUACAAGUUCCAUAUCCUUUCGGAAUGGAUGAUCAUGAAAGUUGCCACUUGGGCGAAAAGUUUUUAAUCUCAUGCAACGAAUCUUCUAAUUUCCAACCUCCCAAGGCAUUCCUAAGGAGAAGUGAUAUCCAGGUCACUAACAUAUCCCUUGACGGUGAGUUGACGAUCAUGCAGUAUGUAGCCCGAGAUUGUUACGAUAAGCUGGGAAAUAGUACGGCAAAGAACGACCCUAGUAUCCGGAUGCGGGCCAACACCAUCUCUUCAACCAAAAACAAGUUCGUUGCGAUUGGCUGCGAUACGAAUGCAUUCGUUCAAGCCAACAGAGUUGAAGAAAGAUAUGCAACUGGUUGCAUAUCUUUUUGUAACAGCACUAAAGGUUUUAACGAGUCCUGCUCCGGCAGCGGGUGUUGCAAAGCGCCCAUUGCUGGUGGACUCAAAGAUAUUACGGUCAACGUGUUUAGCUAUUAUAAUCAUACAGGUAUAUGGCGUUUUAACCCUUGUAGCUAUGCCUUUGUGGUUGAAGAAAGCAAGUUCAAUUUUUCCCUGGAAAUGCUCCAAAAAAUGGACAAUGAACCAGAGCUGCCUGAGCUUCCAAUGGUUAUUAACUGGGCAAUUGGUGAUGAUGAUAAGAGCGAGCGCUGUGAUGAAGCUCAAAAGAGAGACAACUACACUUGCAAACAGAAUACCAAGUGCUUGGAUGUCGACGAUGGGUCUGGUGGUUACCGUUGCCAGUGCUUGGAAGGUUUCGAAGGGAAUCCAUACCACCCAGAUGGUUGUCGAGAUAUUGACGAAUGCAAGCAUUCAAGCCGCUGUCAUCCUGGAGAGUGCAAUAAUUUACCUGGCAGGUGGGAGUGUAAAUGUCCAAAGAGGUACAAUAAUAAUGGAACUGCCUGCACCAAAAGCAAUAAUGCCAAUCGAUCUGACAGACUUCUUCUACUUUAUAUUCCACUAGGAGUAUGUCUAACUUUAUUGGUUGCAACUUCUUUGAUAUGUUGGGGAAUGAAGAAAAUAAAGCUAAGAAAAUUGAAAAAGAAGUUCUUUGAACAAAAUGGUGGAUUAAUGUUGCAACAAGGACUAUCAAAUUUUGAAGUGGCCAAAAUUUUUAGUGCAGAAGAACUUAAAAGGGCCACAAACAAUUAUAAUGAAAAUAGAGUCAUUGGAGAAGGAGGCUUUGGAAAAGUUUAUAAGGGAAUUUUACCAGAUAACCAGGAAGUUGCUAUAAAGAAGUCCAAAAUUGGUGACCCAUCACAGACUGCACAGUUCAUCAAUGAAGUGAUGAUUCUUUUGCAAAUCAAUCAUAGGAACGUAGUUAAAUUGUUAGGUUGUUGCUUAGAAACAGAAGUUCCUUUACUUGUUUACAAGUUCAUAUCUAAUGGAACUCUUUUUCAGCAUAUUCAAGAGAAAGGAAAAGCUUCUGUACUUCCAUGGAAAUUGAGAUUGAAGGUAGCAUCCGAAACUGCAGGGGCACUUGCAUAUUUACAUUCUUCAACUUCUACACCGAUUAUACAUAGAGAUGUAAAAACAUCCAAUAUACUAUUAGACGAGAAUUACAUAGCAAAAGUAGCAGACUUUGGAGCUUCGAAGCUGAUUCCUAUAGACCAAAAUCAGCUAACAACUUUGGUGCAAGGAACACUUGGCUACUUGGACCCAGAAUACUUCCACACAAGCCAGUUAACAGAAAAGAGUGAUGUAUAUAGUUUUGGAGUUGUUUUAGCUGAGCUACUAACGAGCAAGGAAGUCGUUUCUUUUAACAGGCCUGAAGGUGAAAGAAACCUGGCAAUGUUCUUUGUCAGUGCAAUUGAAAAGAAUUGCUUACUUCAUGUUCUUGAUCGUGAUAUUGUGGAUGAAGAAAAUGUUGAGGACGUACAAAAAGUUGCAAAUCUUGCCAAAAUGUGUUUUGAGUGUGAAAGGGGAGGAAAGACCUACCAUGAAAGAAGUAGCAAAUGAGCUAGAGGUACUGGUUAACUUGGACAAACAUCCGUGGGGAAAAGUUGAUUUAUGUGGAGAAGAGAAUGAAUACUUGCUUGGUUCACCUUCAAUCACUUACGAAAAUUCUAGUGGUGAAAGUGGGUUUAGG